Arabidopsis lyrata subsp. lyrata is the source of this 938-nucleotide messenger RNA. Its product is annotated as putative BTB/POZ domain-containing protein At2g40450. Gene Ontology annotation, molecular function: protein binding. Bases 159 to 785 code for a protein of 208 amino acids. The record is from RefSeq and is a predicted model, not a curated record. The transcript has 3 exons. NCBI's taxonomy places the organism in Eukaryota, Viridiplantae, Streptophyta, Magnoliopsida, Brassicales, Brassicaceae.
UUAAAAGAUGUAAAUACCAUUAAACCCUAAACCCUUAGCUUCUCUUUCACGAUCAGUCGAAUCACCGGCCUGGCCUUGUUGUCUCCGUCUCAAAUACUUCAUCUCUGCCACGUAAAAGAGCAUUCCUCGAGUUCUCCUCGAUAAUUGUUCUGACUGCAAUGGCAACACAAAGCAACAAAGAGGUUUUCUUAGGUGGAUUUAAGAAACUCUUGAAUGAAAAAUGGCAAGCCGAUGUACGCCUCAAGGCAGGAGACAGUGAUGAGAGUGCAUCCAUCUUUGCCCACAAGCUUGUCUUGGUAGCAAGAUCAGAGGUGUUUAAGAACAUAUUGGAAUCAGACGAGUUCAAGGCUUCAGCUAAGCUGGUUGAGACAGUCACUCUCUCGGAGAUGAAACACGAAGAAGUAGAGGCUUUAGUGGAGUUCAUCUAUAGCGUUGAUGGCUCCAUUUGUUCUGCUAGUGUCAAGAAACAUGCUCGGUCACUCUUUCUUGCAGCCGACAAAUAUGAGAUUCCGCUUCUAAGAGACCUAUGCAGAAACGAGCUUAUAUCAUCUUUGAAUUCGUCGAAUGCUCUUAGCAUCCUGGAGCUCGCCCAAAUCCCUUUUGACAAAGCCCUCAAUGAUGCCGCUUUCACUACUAUUUUAACCAAUAUGAAUACCAUUGCUAGUUGUGAUGAGUUCAAGCUGUUUGUCGUCAAUCACCCAAAUCUUGCCGUGGAGAUAAUGAAGGCUUAUGUAACUCGUGCAAGUAUAACAAAAAAAUGUGGUUACUGUGGUCUCUCCUGCUAAAAGAACCAUAUAUAGUGUUGCUUUUUGUUGUUUCAUCUCUCUUUUUAUUUUUAAAUUGUUUCAUCUCUUUUUGAUAAACGGUUUUAUCAUUUUCAAGUUAGUUGACAUAAUCGUUGCAACAUCGACUUUGCGGAUAUCACCAUUUGCAUAGUA